AGUAUGUCCCAAUGGAGUCAAGUUCAACAACUGGAAAUAAAGUUUUUGGAGCAGGUAGACCAGUUCUACGAUGAUAACUUCCCCAUGGAAAUCCGGCACCUACUAGCACAAUGGAUAGAGAGCCAGGACUGGGAGGCUGCAGCCAACAAUGAGGCAAUGGCAAUGAUCCUUUUACAGAAUUUGAUAAUACAAGUGGAUGAUCAGCUGGACCGAGUUUCGCAGGAGAAGAAUCUGCUCUUGAUCCACAACCUGAAAAGAGUCAGGAAGCUGCUGCAGGGUAAAUAUCACGGUAAUCCAAUGCAUAUAGCAGUGAUCAUCUCAAACUGCUUAAGAGAAGAAAGAAGAAUAUUGGCUGCAGCCAGCAUGCCUGUACAGGGGCCACUGGAAAAGUCUCUACAGAACUCUGUGGUUUCAGAACGUCAAAGAAAUGUAGAACACAAAGUAUCAGCGAUCAAGAACAGUGCUCAGAUGACUGACCAAGAUGUGAAAUACUUGGAAGACUUGCAAGAGGAAUUUGACUUCAGGUAUAAAACAAUACAGAGCUUAGAGCAGAAUGACAAAAACAGCGCCCUCAUUAAACAGGAAAUGUUGGCGUUGCAGGCGAUGCUCAAUACUUUAGACUACAAGAGAAAGGAAGUGCUCAGUAAAAUUGGGCGCGUGAUCCAUGAGAUCGAUAUGCUGAUGAGCAACAUGCUGACCGAGGAGCUGCUGGACUGGAAGAGACGGCAGCAGAUCGCCUGCAUCGGGGGGCCCCUCCACGGGGGGCUCGAUCAGCUCCAGAACUGCUUUACGCUGUUGGCAGAGAGUCUCUUUCAAGUCAGAAGGCAGCUAGAAAAGCUGGAUGAACUCUUGACCAGGCUGACUUACGAUGGGGACCCUAUUCCUGUGCAAAGACCUCAGCUGCUGGAAAAAGUCAACUUUCUGCUCUACAACCUUUUCCGGAACUCCUUCGUGGUUGAAAGGCAGCCCUGCAUGCCAACACACCCCCAGAGGCCAAUGGUUCUCAAAACUUUAAUACAGUUCACUGUUAAAUUAAGGUUGCUAAUUAAAUUGCCAGAGCUGAACUACCAGAUAAGAGUGAAAGCAACUAUUGACAAGAAUGUUUCAACCGUAAGUAACCGUAGAUUUGUUCUGUGUGGAACACAUGUGAAAGCCAUGAACAUGGAUGAGUCUGCAAACGGAAGCUUGUCAGUAGAAUUUCGACAUUUGCAACCCAAAGAAAUGAAAACAAGUGCUGGGAGCAAAGGAAAUGAGGGCCCACACAUGGUGACCGAGGAACUGCACUCCAUCAGCUUUGAAACACAGGUCUGCCUCUAUGGAUUGACCAUAAAUUUGGAAACCAGCUCUUUGCCCGUGGUGAUGAUUUCCAACGUCAGCCAACUGCCCAACGCGUGGGCCUCUAUUAUUUGGUACAAUCUGUCAACCAACGAUCCUCAGAACUUGUCUUUCUUCAACAACCCCCCUGCUGCCACUUUAAGCCAGCUCUUAGAAGUACUGAGCUGGCAAUUUUCAUCAUAUGUUGGUCGUGGACUCAAUUCUGAACAGCUCAACAUGCUGGCAGAGAAGCUUACGGGACAGCAAGUCAGUUACAAUGAUUAUCAACUGUCCUGGGCAAAGUUCUGCAAGGAGCAUUUGCCUGGGAAGUCUUUUACCUUUUGGGUUUGGCUUGAAGCAAUCCUGGACUUGAUUAAAAAACAUAUUCUUCCCCUUUGGAUUGAUGGGUACGUAAUGGGAUUUGUAAGCAAAGAAAAGGAACGAAUUCUGCUGAAAGACAAGACACCAGGAACAUUUUUAUUAAGGUUUAGUGAGAGCAAUCUGGGUGGAAUUACCUUUACUUGGGUGGAUCAGCUAGAAAAUGGAGAUGUAACAUUUCAUUCGGUGGAACCCUAUAACAAAGGCCGCUUAGCUGCCCUGCCUUUUGCCGACAUACUGCGCGAUUACAAAGUUAUCAUGGCAGACAACGUUCCUGAAAACCCCCUGAAGUACCUGUAUCCAGAUAUCCCCAAAGAUAAGGCCUUUGGCAAACACUACAGCUGUCAGCCAAACGAAGUCUCAAAGCCCUCAGAUGGAGGAGGGAAAGGUUAUGUUCCUUCUGUAUUUAUCCCAGUCUCCAAAAUCUUAAAUGACUCUACAGAACCUCAUUCUCCAUCAGAUCUUCUUCCAAUGUCUCCAAGUGUUUAUGCUGUGCUGAGAGAACACCUGAGUCCCACAGCCAUUGAAACUGCUCUGAGUUCUCCUUACUCAACUGACUGAAGUGCACAUACUGGAAGAAUUAGUAAUCGUGUGAACAACGGAUGGGUUAAAGAAGUCAUGAUUUCUUUUUCCUGUCACCUCUGCAAGUCAGCUUUUCCUGGAAACCAUUAUGUUAUUCUUGGGUCUCUUCCUUAUCAAUAGCAUAUAAACAAGGAAUUUUCUCCCUAGGGAUUCAAACGGCCUUUUGCAAGUCAGAUUUGCUGUUGUCACCGAGAAAAAAACACAUCCUUUCUGGCUUGGGAGUCAUUUGACUUCAGUGGGGUCCCAGCAGAGAUAAAUUUUACUUGCUAAUUUAACUAAUUUCCAUAGAAUUGCUGUAAAUAUGAGAGCAUAAAGAACAAAAUGUUUUGCUUCUGAACACAGCAUAUAAAGAUAACUAAAGAUAUUAAUGUGUUUGGAGAAAUUAGGAUUUAUUAUGUUAAAUACUUUCUGCUUAAUCAUAAUCUUGUACACCACUGAUUUAGAUACUGUAUCAAAGCAGAGAUUCUUGUUCCCCUCACUCUGAAUGUUCCAGAGGUGUCUGGGGUUUGCUGUUCUCCAAAGGUGAAUUGCCUUCAGCAUAGAUUUUCAUCUGACACCACAGCAGAAGUUGUGAAAGGCAGGUAGGCAAGGCUGGGGAGAGAAGGGAGUUCCAGAAAGGAAGCAGACAUAAAACUUGUGGUGUUAAAAAGGCUGUCUCCAUUUCACCACUGGAAGAGAGAGUCAGUAAAACUUCCCCCUCUCACAAAAUAGUUGCAGAAGUAAAUCUGUUUGGGCAGAAAGCACUCAGAUACUCCAGCAAGUACUGUCAGAGAGUCUACAAAUAAAAAGUCCCAAUCUGAUACACUUUGGAUGCUAACUGGUCAAUGCCAACAGGGAAGCAGUUUUAAAAAGCAGUUACUGAAGAGCUGCAGCAUUUGCUGACCACGUGGAAACUUGUGCUGCAUGUAAUAACAUGCUUCUCACAGGCUCAUUUAAUAAGCAGGACAACUAGUUUUUGUAAAAACGGUAAAUUGCCCUCUUUAAAUACUUUUUUUUUUCCUUUCAGGCAUGUUUACUGCUGAGUUCGGGUCGUUUGGUUUUGUUGUUUUGGUUUUAUUUCCCCCAGCGUUAUCCCUAAAAUCUCUGUUAAUAGAAUAAUAAACUCCAAGGCCAUUAUUUCACAAAUGCAGCUCGAUCAAGAUGCAAGUCAAGAUGGUUAAUGCAUGCAAAGUUCUUAAAACACAAACCCUUGAACAUUUGCACCUAAUUGCUUUCUCAAGCAGGUAAAAAUGAGACUUCUGCUAUGAAAACAUAACCUCCUUGAAUCAGUAAGACAUGGAUUUUACUUUCAUUUCUCCUUUCAUCCGUGCUAUUUACAGUAGUUGAAAGCAAGUGAGCGGAAACAAAGUAAUGAGAUAUUUUUGUGAUACGUAGAAGUAGAUUUCAAAGAAAGAAACACAUCUCUGUUCAUUACACUGAGUGAUUCAAAGCAAGCUGCACAUAAGUUCAGCAAGCAUCACGAAUAAAAUAAAAAACAGUAUGAGCAAUUCUGUAUAUAGCUUGGUAAUAUCUGUAACUUAUAUAACCAGAAUGAAUAAAAUCAGAUUUUGGCUUCAAGUUACAUACCCGGACCUCUGGAUUUUUUUCAAGGCACAGCAAAAACAAUCUUGCUGCCUUUUGGUUGGCCUUAAACUGAGCUACAAACAGUAACACAGACUUCUAAAGCAGGAAACAUGAUCUCCCCUCACAUCAGCUAUUGCAUGCCUUUUCAUUCCAACCUCUUCUCACAAUCCUAAUACAAACAAAAUGGGGGAUACCUUUUAUUUUUGACCACCUAAAGUUCAUGA
Hirundo rustica (Barn swallow) is the source of this 4061-nucleotide messenger RNA. It is a transcript of the gene STAT4, whose product is annotated as signal transducer and activator of transcription 4. Lineage: Eukaryota; Metazoa; Chordata; Aves; Passeriformes; Hirundinidae. Bases 4 to 2253 code for a protein of 749 amino acids. Gene Ontology annotation, molecular function: RNA polymerase II cis-regulatory region sequence-specific DNA binding; DNA-binding transcription factor activity, RNA polymerase II-specific. Gene Ontology annotation, biological process: response to peptide hormone; defense response; cell surface receptor signaling pathway via JAK-STAT. The record is from RefSeq and is a predicted model, not a curated record. The transcript has 23 exons.